ACGCAAACUAUGGGAGACAGGAGACUCAAGGCUAGCUUGUACGGUUACGAGUCUGUUAUAUAAAGAGCACGCUCGCCAAGCCUAAACACUACACUCCAUCAUGAAGCUCCUGAUACUCGCCUGCUUCAUUGCGGCUGCAAUCGCCGGCUCGCUUCGGAGCUAUGGUCUCCCGUCAUUUGGUCCAGGUGGCUCAGGCAUCUCCGACAGCUCUGAAGAUGAUUGUGCAGAUGGAGAGAUUCGUCAUGUGGAUGGAAAUUGUGUGACUCCUCUUGUAACCAGAAACUUGUACUUGUAUAAUGCUCCGCCAGUAGAUCCAAUCGUAGGUCCCCAACCAAUUGUUCCUCCACCAAGGAUUGAACACACCAUUCUGUUCAUUAGUAACCCUGAAGCCAGCCCAGGUCUGGAACCCAUUGUUGUGCCCCCACCUCAAACAAAUUACGCACUGUACGUCCUCAACAAGCGGCCUGAACUGGAGCAGAAGGUCCUCCAUGUCCCAGCUCCUGAGCAACAAACUCCUCAAGUGUACUUCGUCAACUAUGCUGAAGGUGAAAACCCAACUUUGCCCACAGGAGACGAUCUUCAAUCUGCUCUCAGCUCAGCAUCUUAUGGUAGCGGUGAAGUUAUCAGCACAGCCAGUGACACUGCAGGAGACAUUGAAAUUGACAUUAUUGAAGGAAUUGCAAGCAGUGAGAAUGGUAUUGGAAGUAACACUGGAAACGGUUUUGGAGGUGAUAUUGCAAGUGGCAUCGGAGAGGGUGUGAGUAGCGACAGUGGCAUCGAUGUGCCCACACCAUCUGGUCUAUAUUCCCCACCAUGAACUUAAAAUCAUGACUGCACUGUUACUUUCCUUUGGUUCCAGUCAUUCUAAUUCUCAUGACUUCAUAUAACAUUCUAACCUUAUUAUACAUUAUAAAAUUUAUAUAUUCUGGUAAACAGAAUAUCUUUG
This is a messenger RNA of Cherax quadricarinatus, 946 nucleotides long. RefSeq lists its product as uncharacterized. The record is from RefSeq and is a predicted model, not a curated record. NCBI's taxonomy places the organism in Eukaryota, Metazoa, Arthropoda, Malacostraca, Decapoda, Parastacidae.